Molecule: messenger RNA, 1142 nt
Organism: Apis cerana (Asiatic honeybee)
Lineage: Eukaryota; Metazoa; Arthropoda; Insecta; Hymenoptera; Apidae
Source: RefSeq, a predicted model, not a curated record
AUACUAUAAAUUUUCUUAACCUUAAAAAUAGUGUCAGAUAUUUUUUAGAUGGCGUUAAUAUGAUAUUGUUUCAAUAGAUAGAUAUUCAACUUUAAAAGAAUAUAAUCGGCAAAAUAUAAUCAAAUGGAAUUUUUUCAAAUAAAUUUGUUCAAAUAUAUAUCUAUAUUUACAUAAUGACAUUUGUCAAAUAAUUAAUAUAUACGUAAUAGUGAAUUCUCAACAAUAAUGCAACACAUGACUGUACUUUUGGAUUACAAAAAACGCAAUAAUUAACACGUUGGAAGUAGCCACGUUGGCUUGAUGUAUACAUGGUUACUUGAUAAGAAUCUUGACUUGACCAAUCAUCGGUCGUAUAUUCGAUCAUCGCUUAUCUUCCCGCCAAACACGAGUGAUCUUUUCAGUAAAACGAUCAUCUGUUCCAGAGAACAUCAGUAGUUUUCUUAACAUUUUUUUAAUUCUUAUAUCUUAAAAAUUAUUAUAAUAAUUAUAAUUAUAUUAUUAUAAUUAUAAUUUAAUUCUUUGUGUUCAUAUAUUAUUAUAAUUUUUCGAUCAAGUGAAAAAUUUUUCCAGGAUGUGGAUGAUAUUUGCAAGUGGCUUUUUAGCUAUUGCAUUAACAAAUGCGGAUAAUAAAGCAAAUAUGGCUUUCGAUGCAACAAACCCUCCAGAUGCAAUUCCUGACUUCGAUGGAAAGCUUCCAACGGCGAAAGAACUUCUCGAAAUGCUUGAUUCGAUGAGUGGCUUAUCAGAUGAAGAAAAAUCAACUCUUAGAGAGAAUCUAUUAAAAAAUCUUCAAGGAGAUCAUGUUCCUGAGACGAUGCCUGACAAUGAUUUGACUAUGCAAACUAUAGUUCUUUUAUCCUUAUUGAGCAUUGUUGUUCUCAUCUUUGUUUUCUUCGUUUACAAAUUGUUCAAAUGCUUAUCGGACAGACAAACAAAACGAGAAGAGAAGAAGAAGACUAAACAAAUGAAGAAGAAAAAGUAAUGCAACUGAUAUAAAAAUAAGAAUAUCCAAUGUGUUAUAAAUCAUAGCGAUAUUAUGUUGUUAUGCAAUUAAUCUUGUUAUAUUUUAUGUAAAAAAUAAUUUAUAAUUUACAAAAUACUCUAUUUUUUUAAAUAAAAUAGUAUAUUUAUAAAUUAUAAAA